Molecule: messenger RNA, 1259 nt
Organism: Danio rerio (zebrafish)
Lineage: Eukaryota; Metazoa; Chordata; Actinopteri; Cypriniformes; Danionidae
Gene: csdc2a
Product: cold shock domain containing C2, RNA binding a
Molecular function (GO): nucleic acid binding
Source: RefSeq, marked provisional
UUCCAGUAACCUCGUUUAUUGUGUGCUACGUAUGGGCCCCUUGAAUCGAAUAUGUGGACCACGAAUGAUAGUAUCCGGACAUUUAAUACUGGCGUCUGAUGUAGCGAUGUAAAUCUAUUUAUCUCCGCAGCGCUCGUGAUAUCAACUGACAGAUUGGUAUCCAGUAACGUUAUAACGUUCCGCACGGCUUCAUCCCAUCUCCAUUGAACUUCACACCAAUGGCUGAUUCAGAAAGCACGUCAACGUCUGAUGGAAAGCUGCACUGCCCACACACACCUCUCUCGCUUUCAUUACCUUUCCUGAGGGAGGGCAGUGGUCUUCUGGAGAGGAAACCUCCUCAGACGGGGGAACCUCUGAGUCCACUGCCAACCAAACGCACACGCACAUAUUCAGCAUCGGUGAGAGCCAAAUCUGGACCUGUUUACAAGGGCAUUUGCAAGAACUUUUCAAGGUCUCAAGGUCAUGGAUUCAUUCGGCCCUCCCAUGGAGGAGAAGACAUAUUUGUCCACAUCUCCGAUAUUGAGGGUGAAUAUGUCCCCAUGGAGGGGGAUGAGGUGACCUACAAAGUGUGUCCUGUUCCUCCCAAAAACAUAAAGUUUCAAGCAGUUGAAGUGGUCAUCACCAACCUUUCUUCCGGACGGAAACACGAGACCUGGUCUGGGCAAGUGAUCAGCUCGUAGCUCACACAUUCAAGCCUAAAACACUAAAAAAACGAGCAGAGAGAGAGGGAAAAGGGAUUGGUUUAACUUGAGGUGCUCAUGCUGGUGUUGUGUGUACGUAGGAUAGGGAUGGAAUAGCAAUUAGGGUUAUGCAACUGUUGUUUUCUCCAUCCUGGCAGAUAUACAUCAGAAAGAUGGUAAGAGAUCUGUUUGGGAAAAUGCUUUGUGAUUUAAGUCAGUCGAGAUUUGAUGCAGCAUUGGCAGAACAUAAUAUAACUGUGACACAAAAAGCAGCAGUGUUGCCCUUGUUUGUCAUCUUGUCAUUUGUAUGUACUUAAUCAUGUAUUUAUUUUCAUUUUAUGUACAGAGGCAGUUGAGUUCAUUGUGCUCAUGUGUAUGUUCAAGUCAUCUAUGUAAACUUGAUUUCCUAAACUAAAUGAAUGCACAUCAAUAUGAACUUCCAUUUCUUUAAUUGUAAUUGAUAGCACUGAUGGUGUUUGUUUUCUGUAAGAGAGCUACAAAUCCAAAAAUCACAGUGAUUAAUUUUGUCAAGAACAAUGCUUCUUACGAUAAUUCUAAUAAAACUGAAAUAACAGUCAA